Auxenochlorella protothecoides is the source of this 792-nucleotide messenger RNA. Its product is annotated as Leucine aminopeptidase 2, chloroplastic. Bases 1 to 792 code for a protein of 263 amino acids. NCBI's taxonomy places the organism in Eukaryota, Viridiplantae, Chlorophyta, Trebouxiophyceae, Chlorellales, Chlorellaceae. Gene Ontology annotation, cellular component: cytoplasm. The transcript has 3 exons. Gene Ontology annotation, biological process: proteolysis. The record is from RefSeq and is a predicted model, not a curated record. Gene Ontology annotation, molecular function: manganese ion binding; metalloaminopeptidase activity.
AUGCUCGCGCUACUCCACCUCAUCAUCUCCGAUGCCUAUGUCUCAGGGGAGAUCAAGAGGCGGGUCGGCAUCGUGGGCAAGGGCCUCACUUUUGACAGCGGAGGUUACAACAUCAAGGCGGGGGCGGGGUCCAUGAUCGAGAUGAUGAAGAUCGACAUGGGCGGGUCUGGCGCCGUCCUGGGCGCGGCCAAGACCCUGGCCCUGCUCAAGCCUGAGGGCAUCGAGGUGCACUUUGUGAUCGCCGCCUGCGAGAACAUGGUGGCGGGGGGCGGCAUGCGCCCGGGGGACAUCCUGGUGGCCUCCAACGGGAAGACGGUGGAGAUCAACAACACCGACGCAGAGGGGCGUUUGACCCUGGCGGACGCGCUGCUGUACGUUCAGAACCAGGGCCAGCUGGACGCGGUGGUGGACAUCGCGACGCUGACCGGCGCGUGCAUGAUCGCGCUGGGCCCCGCCAUAGCUGGCCUGUAUGGCUCCAGCGACGCGGCGGCCGAGGCGGUGGCCGCCGCCGCACGGCGCGCGGGCGAGAAGGUGUGGCGCAUGCCGCUUGAGAAGGCGUACGCCGACGCGCUGAAGAGCCCCAUCGCGGACUACAAGAACGUGGGCGGGCGGGCGGGGGGCAGCAUCCACGCAGCCCUCUUCCUCAACGAGUUCGUGGACACCGAGCGCGUGGCCUGGGUGCACCUGGACGCCGCCGCGCCCGUGUUCAGCGACAAGGACGGCAGCGCCACCGGAUUCGGCGCCCAGACCUUGGCGCAGUGGGUGCUGGGCGAGGCGGGCCUGGCCGGAUGA